GCUGCACUCUACAGCACCCUCUGGGUAUAGCUGUGCUCCCUUAUCUCCUUGGCAUUGCGAAAAGUAGGUUGAAGGUGUGAUGGCAGUACAAGACCCGCAAGCAUCAGCUUGUAUGGUCUGUCAUUCAUCUGCAUAUAUCUAUGUUCUUGCUCUGUGCUUGGGCAUCGUUGGCAACUUGGCAUUGUGGCUGGCUUGGCUACUUCUCUGCAGAAAUCAAGUUUCAUCCUAUUUUAGGCUGCUCUUUUGCUCUGGGCUUGGGGUUUCCGCAUCCUUGGCAUAUAGACUGCUUCUCUGCAUAAGUAUUGGCUUCUUCAAAGAGCUUCUUGGCAAAGUAUUGGACACCUUUGAUUUGUCUGACAUUGAAUAUAUGCAUCCAUGUGAGGCCAUACCACAGAAGUUUGUGGAGAAUUUCAAAGGUCAUAUCUCUGAAGUUAUCAAGCUAGAAGCUCCUGAUGGAAACAUAUACAAUAUUCAGGCUAUCAGGGAUCUGAACAAGAUAGUCCUCGGACCUGGAUGGGGGGUAUUUGUCAGCUUUUACAAACUAAAAGUGGGCUACUUCCUGGUGUUCAGGUACAUCGGGGAUUCUCACUUCAAAGUUCUGAUAUUUGAUUUUGGAACUUGCUGUGAGAAGGAAGUGUUCCACGUUCUCAUGAACUGCGACCCUAAUGCCCAAGAAAAAGAAAGCAACAGUGAGUCCCAUCGAAGGUGCGAGCUCUGUGAUGUGCAUUUCUAUUGGCAUCACCUGGAUGAUAGGCAGAAGCAUUUCCUGAGGCUCAUGGUUGGCGAUUUCCGUCGAGAAAUGAGCAUACCACAGAAAUUUGUGAACAAUUUCAGAGGUCGGAUCUCUGAAGUUAUGAAGCUAGAAGCUCCAGAUGGAAACAUAUACAACUUUAAGGUUACCAAGGAUCUGAACAAGAUAGUCCUUAGAUAUGGAUGGGCAGCAUUUGCCAGUGAUUAUGAACUAAAAGAGCAUGACUUGCUGGUGUUCAGAUACAUUGGGGACUCUCACUUUAAAGUCCUAAUAUUUGACCCAAGUGGUUGUGAGAAACAAUCAGUCCACAUUGUCUUGAACCAUGCUCCUAAUGUACCAAAAACAGGCAUAUCUCAUGAUCGGUCAUUCAUCAGGGAAACCAGGCGCCGAGACUGCGGAUCACACGAUAACAACAGCAGGAAAACUAAAAAGAUGACUCUGGUGGACUCUCCUUCACCGAGAUUUGAAGGUGUCACAUCUCCAGAAGUCACCAUGAAUUCAGGUGGCCUUCGGGAAAUCACCGAGCUUCACUAUGUCCUAGCAACGGGGUGCAAUCUGACUACAUCACAGAAGGCAGAAGUCGACGCGCUUGUGAAGAAAGUUAGGCCUGUAAUUCCAUUUUACAUCACAGCCAUGAACAAGACAAGUAUGUCCGGAUCUCUGGUCAUCUGCAAGGAUUACGCUGCCAAAUACCUUCCACAUGAAGACCAAUUCAUCACACUCUGCCAUCCUCAUAAGAGCAACAUAUGGGUAGAUAAUUUGAAGGUUAUCACUGAUGGUUCAUGCAUGCUUUCUGUUGGCUGGUCGUGCUUUGUUCUCCACAACGAGUUGCGAGAAAGUGACAUCUGCCUAUUUGAAGUAUCGAAAAACGACGGUGAAGUGACAAUGGUUGUUCAUUCUCUUGAAGGAGGUCAUCACCUACAAGGGAAAAAGCCCGAAUCUCAAAACAAGUGCAGUUAUCCAGUUAAGGUCGAGGUGACCGAGGAAGAGGAGAGUGACAACGAACUUGCUGAGUCCAACUACUACUACUCAAGGUAUGCCUAUGACCUGACCGGCAAGGAGCAAGAGGAGAUAUUCAGGUCAGCGUUGAUUCAACAGGGCAAUCCGGUAUAUGUCGCCGUUCUGCAGGAGAAUCAUGUUAGCAGCAGGAAUAACUUGCUGACCUUCCCCAGAGAGUUUGCGGCUAAGCAUCUUGCGGAGAGGUCGCAUGACAUCCUGCUCCUGAGACCUAACAGGAGAGAGAAGUGGUGCGUGAGGUACUACUACCAUUCUAUGAUGAGGAUACAGGGUUUCAGCUACAGUUCCUGGACCAAGUUUGUCUGUGACAACAGGCUGCAUGAGGGCCACGUCUGUGUCUUCGAGCUGAUGAAAAGCGCGUGCAAGGCGACGAUGAUGGUCCACGUUUUCAGGAAGUUCAAUGGCAGGUUUGUUCUGCUGGACUAACUAGCUACUUCUGCGUAGCUGCAUCCAUCUUAAUUUGUCGUUGAAUAACUGAAGCGGUUGCCACUGGGACCUGAAAUGAGAGUAGCUUGUGUACCAGCAGAAGUAGUUGCCUUUUUUUCUUUUGAGGGGAAGUAGAAGUAGUUGUAGAAACGUACCGUAUGAAUGUUCACUCCUGAUUCACCACUCAUGACUGUGAUUUCAGAACCAAGAGGAGUAUUUCAGUGCUUGUAGCCGUAGGUAAAAGGCAUGCCAAAGCAUCUAUGGCUCACUCCCCUGAAAUUUUAUUGAAUGUAAAUCGGUUGACUGAAAUUUUAUUAAAUCUAA
Messenger RNA from Triticum dicoccoides, 2518 nucleotides. Its product is annotated as B3 domain-containing protein LOC_Os12g40080-like. NCBI's taxonomy places the organism in Eukaryota, Viridiplantae, Streptophyta, Magnoliopsida, Poales, Poaceae. The record is from RefSeq and is a predicted model, not a curated record. The coding region runs from base 80 to 2194 and encodes 704 amino acids. Gene Ontology annotation, molecular function: DNA binding. The transcript is spliced from 10 exons.